This is a messenger RNA of Aplysia californica (California sea hare), 1617 nucleotides long. RefSeq lists its product as uncharacterized. Gene Ontology annotation, biological process: neuropeptide signaling pathway. The record is from RefSeq and is a predicted model, not a curated record. Gene Ontology annotation, cellular component: membrane. Gene Ontology annotation, molecular function: neuropeptide receptor activity. NCBI's taxonomy places the organism in Eukaryota, Metazoa, Mollusca, Gastropoda, Aplysiida, Aplysiidae.
CUGAGGUCUACACCAUGCUCCACUUCUGGUUCUUUGAUGACGCCCACCUCUGCCGUGCCCGCUACUUCUCCACCUCAGUCACCAUUGUGUCCUCUGCCUGUCUUCUGCUCGCUUUCUCCGUCGACAGGUACCGAAAAGUAUGCCGUCCGUUUGGCAGGCAACUGACUGUGAGACAAGCUAAGGUUCUGUGCGUCUCCAUCACUGUGUUCUCGUCAGUUGCCAGCGUCCCAGUCCUCAUACUCUUCGGGACUCAGACAAGACCGACCCUUCGACCAGACAUCGUCGGUUACGAGUGCUCUACAGACGACAGUUUCGUAAAUACCAUCUGGCCGAUGGUCUACAUGGGUUUCCUCCUCUUCCUUUUCUUGGUAUGCUGCAUCCCUCUAGUCGUUUUAAACGUCUUGGUCCUCAUUGCAGCAUGGCGUCGCAGAACAGUUCACGGGUUUUCCACUUCGUCCCCCGCGCACUUAAACGUAACUUCCGAAAGCAAUUCUCACUCAAGUACGUCCGGCCCAGUGACAUUGUUCACCAACGACAGCUCAUCAAGUGGGGCUAGUAUGUCCCAAAAACAAAUGGUUGAAAUGAAUCAUCUAAACCAUCCUGUAGGUGAUAAUGCAAGUAAGGCGAGAAAUGAAACUCCGAAUACAAGCAAAGAAGGCAGUGCUUUUAGAAGUAUGGGAAGAGUGACAGCGCAAACAGCGGAAAGAGGGAUGGUUUUUUCAAGUGAAAAUGACCGGUCGGGUAAAAAUGGAGAAGGAAUACUAUGUGGUGCAAAAGAGGACGUGAGUGAUCAAAAAGCAACGGACUCUUGUUCUAGUCAGCGCAGGAAAACAAAACAGGUCUUAAAGCCAUCUGCUAAAAAGGUUUCAUUUAUUCGGACAUCAGCUCAAGAAGACUGCAUUCGUCCAGAUCCUAAUUCCACAAAUGCAGAGAAAGAUAAAGGACAAAUCACUGUCGUCAUCCCUGAAACUAGCAACGAACAGAACAUCAAAAAGAAGAAUCCGGCUGGUGAAAAAACUGACGUGUCUGUCACAAAUCCUCUUAGGAAAUUAAGACCAAGAGUCAUCCAAAUCUUGGCUUCUGUGACCAUAAAGAAAUCGUCUGCUUCUACUUUAGGUCAACCCGCCCAAAAACGCCGCAUGGGGAAGACGACCACUAAGCUUACCAUCGUCAGCGCCGUCUACAUUAUCAGCUUCCUUCCUUUUCUAAGUGCCAUGCUUUUUUAUGUAACCUCCUUGGCGAAGUUUGAAACCAUGGACGACGUGAGCCUAACAUUCUAUAACCUGUUCCUGAGGUUUUACUAUCUGAACAGUGCAGCCAAUCCGGUCAUUUACAGCUUGUGUGACGCCAUAUUCUGGCGUGAUUGUCUGCAACUUUUUAAGUGCAAAAGGAAGGUUUGGAAUUUAAAAAACGCAAACUAGUUUUAUUGGAUUUCUCUUCUUGUACUUAUUGAAUUGACAAGACUUAUAUCAUUACGACAUGUAGCGUUGUAUCUAAAUACAGAAUACUAGGCAGUACCUUUUAUCUGCCUCUUUGAGAGCUACUUUGAAAUUUUAGUUUCUGGUACCUACUCUUUGCUGAUAAGUUCAAAAUACAUACGACACUAUUUGCACUGAA